This is a messenger RNA of Dictyostelium purpureum, 2700 nucleotides long. RefSeq lists its product as uncharacterized. NCBI's taxonomy places the organism in Eukaryota, Evosea, Eumycetozoa, Dictyosteliales, Dictyosteliaceae. The transcript has 5 exons. Gene Ontology annotation, biological process: Golgi vesicle transport; retrograde transport, endosome to Golgi; lysosomal transport. The record is from RefSeq and is a predicted model, not a curated record. Gene Ontology annotation, cellular component: GARP complex; membrane; EARP complex. Bases 1 to 2700 code for a protein of 899 amino acids.
AUGUCACAUUUAGUUAGUGAUACUAAAUUAGUAAAGUUUUAUUACAGACAUUACAAGUUAGGAACACAGGAUUUUUGUAGAGAGUAUGGUGGUGAUGUUAAUGGUUUGAACAAAUUCUUAAAUGGCAACUAUGAAUCUCACUCUGCUAGAGACUCAUUAAAGUCAUUUUGGGAAAAGAUGAACACCAAUCAAAUGAUGAAAUCACAGAACGAGGAUGACGACGACGACAACGAUUUUAAUAAUACAUUUGCAGAUAACAAUUUAUUGUCACCAGGUAGAGGCUCGUCAUCCACAACUUCGUCCUCAAAUAACUCAAAUAUAACUGGAAAUAGAUCAUUUUCAUCAUUGGCAGAAGCUACAGCACAACAACAACAACAAUCUAGUGGUGGUCCUAAAAAUGAAUCUCGUCGUGUUAGAAGUCUUUUAAAAAAUUAUUAUGGUACUGGUGAUGGUUCCGAUCCAUCUGCCAACGACCCAUUAAAUAUCGAUGGCCCAUCAUUUAAUUUAGACUCUUAUUUCAGUAGUAUCGUAAAAUCAAGUUCACUUGGUCAGCUCAUUCAAAAAGAUAAUCAAAUGGUCAGCGAAAUUCGUACUUUAGAUGGUGAUAUGAAGACUUUAGUUUAUGAUAAUUAUACCAAAUUUAUUAAUGCAACCGAUAUUAUCAAAAAAAUGAAAACAAAUGUUGAAAAUAUGGAAGAGGGUAUGGAGUUAUUAUCAAAAAAUAUGGAAUUGAUUACAAACUGUUCUGAAAAAAUUAAUUCAACUUUAUCUGUAAGAAGAGAUAGAAUCGACCAAUUAAGUGGUUUACAAAAACUAUUACAAAAGUUACAAUUUUUAACAGCAUUACCAUCAAGUUUAAAUCAUUGUUUAGCAAUGCAGGCAUAUAAUCAAGCAGUUAAAUAUUAUAAUAGUAACAGUGGUAUUUUAAAGCAAUAUAGUCACAUCCCAUCAUUUCAAAAUAUUCAAAAUGAAUGUGAUGCAAUUAUGAAAACUAUGAAGGAAAAACUUUAUGAAAGACUAUCAAGUUUAUCUACAUCACAAACAGACGCAGUUGAAUCAGCAGAAGUUUUAAUGGAUUUAUUAGAACCAGUUGAAUUGGUUAGAUCAAAAUAUUUAGAAAGUAGAAAACAUCAUACAUUAUCACUUUUAAAUAAUUUAGAAAAUAAACAAGUUGAAAAUAUUACCAAUUUUAUAAAAGAACUAAAUUCAAGUUUCCUUUCAGAGUACUCAUAUAAUAUUGCAUCAUUCAAAUCAUUAUUUAUUAAUAGAUUGGAUGGAAGUGACUCUAAAAAAGAAAGACAAAACUCAUUUAAUGAAUUAGAAGAUUUCUCAAAAGAUUUAUUUAACAAAUAUCUUCAAAUUGCCAAAUCUAAAUUAUCAUCAUUCAAAGAUCCAAAAGAAAAAAUCAUUGCAUUAGAAAUUAUUUAUUCUGAUGUCUCGAAAUUAGGUUCAGAGUUAUCAUCAUCAGAAAAGAUUAUAAAUAUUAUCAAUUCUACAGUACAUGACCAAAUUGAUUUCUAUUUUGAAUCACUUCAAAAGACAAUCAAAGAACAUAUCUAUAAAUUAAAUGCAACAUUAAAUCAAAAGAAAGAUGAAGCUUUAGAGGGAUCAUUCUUACAAGAGAUUUCAGACAACACAUCCAAAGACAUCAUCAACGAUAUCAUUGAAUUGUUUGAUAAUUUGAAGCCAUUCUUUUUACCAACCGAAACCAAAUUCUUAUCAACCAGUUAUGACACAAUGUUCACUAAAAUUCAAGUUAAAUCUCAACAAUUCUUUUUGUUUUUAGUAAACAUCCACUUUUUAGAGUAUUUAGAUAUCAUUAACUCAACACCAAACCGUGAACAAUUUGGUAGUCGUUUCCUCUUGGUUCUAACAUCAAUAUGUCUUUAUAUCGAAUCAAAAGGUAUUACCCAAGUAGUUCAAACUAUGAAUGACUUUGUAUCAAUCGUUAAACAAGGUACCAGAAAAGAAUUAAAUGUAUUUGGUUUCAAUGCCCCAGAUCUUUGUAAGAGAAUUAAAGAAACUGCUCAAGCAAUUUUAACUGUAUUCACUCGUCUCUCUAGUCAAAAACUCGAAAAAAUUUUAAAGAAAGGUUUAGAAUCAAUUCCAAAUUGGUUAGUAUUAAAAGAACCAAGAGAUGUUAGAUCUGUAAUCGAUAUUUAUUUAGAAGAGAUUAUUAAACUUCAAAAUGAAAUUUCAAAAUUACUUCCAAUGGGUUCUGUUGCCUCAAGUGGUUCAAAUAUUUCUGUUAAAUCUCAUAGUAGAACUGGUUCAAAUAAUGGUAAUAGUGGUAAUAAUAGUAACACUAAUACACCAGAUAAUAUUAGAAGAAAUUCAUCAAGCACAACUACAAAUAUUCCUUCAAUUCUCUUUGAAAAGAAACAAGAACAAGUCGAUUUUAAUACCUAUAGUGUUUUAAUUUCAAUAAUUAGAAUCUCACUCAAAUCUUUUGUUGAAUCUUUAAGAUUAAAAACUUUUGGCACAAAUGGAUAUCAUCAAAUUCAAAUCGAUUUACAAUUUUUAAGAUUAUCAUUAUAUGAUAUCUUUGGAAGAAAUAAUACAACAUUUGAUAAUUUAUUACAAGACUGCGAAAAUACCAUAGCCGAAAGAUGCACUGAUCCAUUACCAUUACAAAAACCUAUUAUAACCAAAAUUGUUGAAACUAAAAUGAAUAAAAAGAAGAAUAUUGUAAAUGAAUAA